CCUGCCCCGUCCCCACACCCGCAUCUCCCCCGCUAUACAUCACACAGUGCCCCAUAAAUCUCCGGGCGUCAUAAUAUCCUCCUCCCUCGUGUGUAUCCGCCAGUAUACCCGGCCCGGCUCCCCCUCCCUCCGGCCGCACAGUGGUCUCUUCCGGUGUCCUCCACUGUCAGCCACCACAUCCGGGCACAAGAGCCAGCCAGACCCCGGGAGACGCCACCAUGGUGAACGUUGUCCGUUACAUACGGGAGAUGUGGACCUAUGCGUUGCUGCCUGCAGGAUUUGCCAUUGGAUUGUAUUUUGAUCGAUGGAAUGAUUCCAGGUUGACUCAAUUCAGAAAUAAAAGCCAACUCUUCCAAAGGGAACUGAAACCAGGUGAAGUGCCGUGGAGAUGAAAAGAGAAAUGGCGAUCUGUAUAACGGCAAGCCGGAUGCCUCUCUGUAUAAAGUGUGGAACUUGGAUCUAGUUCUAAGUUAUGUGAAUAAUAAAUACUAUAUUAAUGAA
Molecule: messenger RNA, 501 nt
Organism: Pseudophryne corroboree (corroboree frog)
Lineage: Eukaryota; Metazoa; Chordata; Amphibia; Anura; Myobatrachidae
Gene: NDUFB1
Product: NADH:ubiquinone oxidoreductase subunit B1
Exons: 3
Coding region: 219-392 (57 amino acids)
Cellular component (GO): mitochondrion
Source: RefSeq, a predicted model, not a curated record